GCGCAUUUUGGCGUCAACCGUUAGUUCAACCUUUUUAGUUUAACUUUUUUGCGGCGUUGACAAUAAAAUGGUUUUCAACAUUAAGGUUCAACUGUGCAGCUCAACUACGUAAAAGUUAAUGGGUUGACGAUAAAAUGGUAGUUGAUGCAUUUAUUUCCGUCAGGUGCUGGGCUACUGUUUAUUCUCAUUGCUCAUUGUUUAUUGUCAAAUGUCAAUAGCUGAGUGUUGUCAAAACAAAAAGUCACUUUGUAAUUUAUUCAGUUUUACUCCUCUGUUCAUUAAGAAAUCUGGAAAAUGACACAUAUGAGAACGGUGUAUCUAUUGCUGUCCCAGUAUGUUUCUAAUGGCAUUGAUGAAUUGAGUAGCGAGGAAGAUGAUUCAGAAUUUGAAGAUGAAGGAAUACUUACUUUGAUCGGAACCUAUGGAAUUGAAAGGCAUCCAAGACAUGUAGGGUAUCUGCACGUCAUAAGCCUUUAUUCUGAUGCUGACUUCUUUCGCCACUUCAGAGUAACGAGAGCAACUUUCCAGUAUAUAUUCCUCUAUCUACAAAAUAAUGAUUUCCGAUCUCAAGUAACAUUUUAUGGAGGGUGUGAACCAAUGUCCCUAUUUGAAAUAUUGUAUAUUAAUCUUCAGUAUUUUGGAAAUCAAGGAUCUAUGAGGCUACUUGCUGACAAAUUUUGUCGUACAGAAUCAACCAUUUUCAACGUUAUUGGCGAGUUUUGUCAGUUUAUAUUCAAUAAACAAUCUGAUUUCAUUAAAUUUCCAACCAGGCAAAAUAUGCGUUCAGUUUCUGCAAAGUUUCUGCAAAAGGCAAAUUUUCCUGGAGUACUAUCUGCUCUUGAUGGUUGUCACAUACCAUUUCACCCAAAAGCACCAAAUCAAGUUCCAUAUAGAAACUACAAAAAAUUUCAUAGCUUCAAUUUGAUGGCUGCUGCUCUUCCUGAUCGUUCCUUUUCUUAUGUUUUUUGUGGCUUUCCUGGAAGUGUUCAUGAUUCAACUGUUUUUCAAAAUUCAUCCCUUUUUCAGAGAUUAGAAGCACAAGGAAACCAAAUUUUCAAUCCCCAAGUAUAUCAUAUUAUUGCUGUUUCAGCAUUUCCUUUGAAAAUUUGGAUGAUGACACCGUUUAAAAAUAUUAAUGGCCAUUUGCAGCCAGUUAAAAAGAUUUUCAAUAAGAAACUCUCGUCCACCAGAAUGGUUAUAAACUUGCCUUUGGUGAUUUGAAAAACCGAUUUAAACGAUGCAUUGAUAUUAACACAACUAUCGAAAAGGGAGUGAACAUUGUGGUUACUUGUUGUGUUUUGAAAAAUAUCUGCAUUCAGCAAGGGGAUUUGUUUUAUGGGGAAUAGCUUGAAGAAAACAAUCUGCAUUGUAAUGUAAAUCGUGUACCAUUUCAUGGAGGUAGAAUUGAUCAUUUGGCUGAAAUGAAGCGACAACAUAUAUCUGAUUCAUUACAAACAAGGCGUCCUGUCAUUG
This is a messenger RNA of Daphnia magna, 1473 nucleotides long. RefSeq names its product protein ALP1-like. Lineage: Eukaryota; Metazoa; Arthropoda; Branchiopoda; Diplostraca; Daphniidae. The transcript is spliced from 2 exons. The record is from RefSeq and is a predicted model, not a curated record. The coding region runs from base 295 to 1221 and encodes 308 amino acids.